Messenger RNA from Neltuma alba, 2166 nucleotides. RefSeq names its product receptor-like protein 15. The coding region runs from base 1 to 2166 and encodes 721 amino acids. Gene Ontology annotation, molecular function: protein binding. The transcript has a single exon. NCBI's taxonomy places the organism in Eukaryota, Viridiplantae, Streptophyta, Magnoliopsida, Fabales, Fabaceae. The record is from RefSeq and is a predicted model, not a curated record.
AUGUUGUCACUUGGCGAGAACAAGUUUGAGGGACUCCUUCCUCCAUGCCUCAAUAAUUUGACAUCUCUCCGUGUACUUGAUCUUGAAUACAAUGGUUUUGAAGGAACCUUCCCAUCUGAACUCUUUCAUUCUCUCAAGUCCCUCAAAUACAUUACCUUAGAUGAAAGUAAUUUCACUGGCAUAGCAUCGCUUUCUUUGUUUGCCAACCACUCCAACCUUCAAGUUUUCACAAUUUCAUGCUUUAAUAAUCCCAAUCUCAGGAUUGAAACUGAAAACCCCCAAUUUGUCCCUUCAUUCCAAUUAAAGAUUUUCAGUGUAUCCAAGUGCACUAUGAAUGAAGGAAGCAAUGACAGAAUUGUACCAUCUUUUCUUCUUCAUCAACAUGACUUGAGAGUUCUAGAACUUGUCCGUUUGAACCUUUCGGGAAGUUUCCCAAACUGGGUUUUCACAAACAAUACCAAAUUAAAUACUCUCAAUGUCAACAACAACUUCUUGACUGGUCCCUUCAAGCUCAAAUCCACCUCAAAAUUACUUGAUAUGCAGUAUUUUCAUGCUUUCGCUAACCCUAUUAGUGAUGAAAUCCCUCCUCAUAUUGGAUAUGUUCUUCCCAACUUGCUUUCUCUAAACAUGUCUUCCAGUUCAUUAUUUGGUGGAUUUCCAGCUUCGCUCAGUGAUAUGAGGCAAUUAAACUCGCUAGACUUGUCCAAUAACAAUUUGGCUGGCUAUGUGCCCCAAGAAUUUGGGAAGGGUGCCAAUGACUUGCGGUUUCUGAAGUUGUCAAAAAACAACUUAAGUGGUCCGUGUUUACCAGGAGGUUCAAAUUUCACACAUUUGUUGUCUGUGGAUCUAAGCAACAACAACUUCAAAGGAAAAGUGCCAAAUGGGAUUGUUAAAAGUUCAGAACUAAGAAUGUUGGAUUUAAGUGCAAACCAACUAUAUGGAGAAAUACCUAGUUGGAUUGGAAACUUCAAGCAUUUGGCUUACCUCAUUUUAUCCCAAAAUUCUAUGUCAGGUCCAAUUCCACAAAGCUUUUGCAAUUUAGCUGAGCUCAAAUACUUAGACCUUUCUCAAAAUAGAUUCAAUGGCACUUUGCCCAGCUGCCUAAAUAUGUCAUCACUGAGGUACUUGCAUUUACAAAGCAAUGGUUUUAUGGGACCCAUACCUUUUGUUGUGGCCAAAUCUCCCUUGCUGUUAACCUUGGAUUUGACAAGGAAUAGAUUUUCCAGUCAUAUUCCGCGGUGGUUCAAGUCAAUGUUGAAUCUGAGGGUCCUCCUCCUAAGGGGAAACAAACUCGAAGGUUCCAUUCCUGUGGAAUUAUGCAGGCUCAAGAACAUAAGCAUACUGGAUCUUUCACAGAACAAGCUUUCUGGUGGGAUACCAUAUUGCUUGAACAACAUCAACUUUAGAAGGAAGGAUGAGAUCGACGAAGCCAAACUGGGAAAAUAUUUUGUACCCUGGACUACAAGAGGCCCCUUAUUUGAAUUCAAUCACACAAGUGGGGAGCUUGUUCAAGGUGAAUAUGUAAUGAAUUUUUCAUGGCACGAGGAACAAGGAGUGAACUUCAUGUCAAAAAGUAGGUAUGAAUUAUAUGAAGGAAAUAUAUUAGAUUUCAUGUCUGGCCUAGAUCUCUCAGAUAAUCAGUUGACAGGUGAAAUCCCUUUACAAGUUGGAUACCUCAACACUAUCCAUACGUUAAAUUUGUCAAAGAACCAUUUGUCAGGGCCUAUUCCGGAAACAGUUUCUGACCUUAUGCAGAUAGAGAGUUUAGAUCUUUCAUACAACAAACUGACAGGUCAUAUUCCUUCCCAACUUACACAGUUGUAUUCUCUAUCUGUCUUCUUUGUGGCUCACAAUAAUUUAUCUGGUAUGACGCCUGAAAUGAAAAAUCAAUUCUCAACUUUUGACCCAAGUUCUUAUGAAGGAAAUCCUUUUCUUUGUGGUCCACCUUUACAACAUAAUUGUUCAUCUAUGGAUAAACCAGCAGGGAGAAACGCACAAUCAUAUCAUUCAGAAGAAGAUGGCUUCCGAGAAGCUUUCUUAUGGAGUUUUACAGGAGCAUUUGGAGUCUUCUUUCUUGGUGCCGUUACCUGCAUGUAUCUCAACUCUUACGUACUUUAUUGUAUAUUACAUGUGAUUUCAAAGAGAGUGGACAGAUUAUUUGUAUAG